Messenger RNA from Osmerus eperlanus (European smelt), 1871 nucleotides. It is a transcript of the gene dnajc3a, whose product is annotated as DnaJ (Hsp40) homolog, subfamily C, member 3a. Gene Ontology annotation, biological process: protein folding in endoplasmic reticulum. Gene Ontology annotation, cellular component: endoplasmic reticulum. The coding region runs from base 191 to 1711 and encodes 506 amino acids. Gene Ontology annotation, molecular function: protein-folding chaperone binding; misfolded protein binding. The record is from RefSeq and is a predicted model, not a curated record. The transcript is spliced from 12 exons. NCBI's taxonomy places the organism in Eukaryota, Metazoa, Chordata, Actinopteri, Osmeriformes, Osmeridae.
CAGAGCCACCCACGACCGGUAGAGUGGAGUAGCCUCAGUUAGCUCUGGUUGAUUAGCUUGCAAAACUGUCAUCCAGUUAUGGGACUGUCAACUGUGGUUCUGUAAUGGUUCGGAAAGCUAUCUACUUUCAAUACUAUAUAUAUUAUUAAUAGAAACGAUAUAGUUUGUUUUCGUACAAUAUUGAUUCGCUAUGGUUUCCAUAAACCCAAUCGCUCGCAAAAUCUUUAAUUACAUUCCAUUUGUUCUUGUUUUGAUAGACCUGCGAUAUGAAGGUGUAAGAAGCGACAAGGAUGGCAGCGUCGAGAACCACCUUGAGAUGGGAAAGAAACUGCUAGCUGCUGGACAGUUGGCUGACGCAUUAUCACACUUCCAUGCAGCUGUUGAUGGAGAUCCCCAAAACUACAUGGCCUACUACAGGAGAGCUACAGUUUACCUGGCCAUGGGCAAGUCUAAGUCUGCCCUGCCAGAUCUCAGCAAAGUCAUAGAACUCAAACCAGACUUCACAUCUGCAAGGCUUCAGAGAGGCAACCUGUUGCUGAAGCAGGGAAGGUUGGAUGAAGCUGAGAGCGACUUUAAGAAAGUGCUGAAGUCCAACCCCAGUAGCAAAGACCAGAUGGAGGCCGAGAGGCAGCUGACCAAAUCCGACGAGAUCCAGCGUCUGGUGGUUCAGGCUCAGAAUGACUUUGACCGUCGGGAUUUCAUCACCGCCGCCGCACAGCUGGACACCGUCAUAGAGACAUGCGUGUGGGACGUGAGCUCUCGGGAGCUGCGUACGGAGUGCUUCAUCCAGCUGGGGGAGAUGGGCAAGGCCAUCAGCGACCUGAAGGCCACGUCCAAACUGAGGAACGACAACACGCAGGCCUUCUACAAACUGAGCACCAUCUACUACAGCAUGGGAGACCACGAGAUGUCCCUCACCGAGGUACGAGAGUGUCUGAAGCUAGACCCGGAUCACAAGCUGUGCUACAGUCACUACAAGCAGGUGAAGAAGCUCAAUAAACAGAUCCAGUCUGCGGAGGAGCUCAUCGACCAGCAGAGAUACGGCGAUGCCGUGAGCAAGUACGAGGCGGUGAUGAAAACCGAGCCUAACGUGCAGCAGUACUCCCUGCACGCCAAGGAGCGCAUCUGCCACUGCCUGGCCCAGGAUCAGCAGGCGGAGAGAGCCAUCAAGGUGUGCAGCGAGGUCCUCAAGUCGGACCCCCAGAACGUCAACGCGUUAAAGGGCAGAGCUGAAGCCUACAUCCAAGACGAGCAGUAUGAAGAAGCUGUCAGGGACUUUGAGGCUGCCAAGGAGCACAGCGAGAACGACCGUCAGAUCAAGGAGGGUCUGGAGAAAGCCCAGCGACUGCUCAAACAGUCCCAGAAGAGAGACUACUACAAGAUCCUGGGUGUCAAGAGAUCUGCCCAGAAGAAGGAAAUCAUCAAAGCCUACAGGAAGCUAGCACAGCAGUGGCACCCAGACAACUUCCACGGCGAGGAGGAAAAGAAGAAGGCAGAGAAGAAGUUCAUAGACAUCGCUCAGGCCAAGGAGGUUCUCACUGACCCAGAGAUGAGGAGCAAGUUUGACCAGGGAGAAGACCCCAUGGAUCCACAGAGCCAGCAGGGAGGUGGUCAUCACCACCAGAACUUCCAUGGAGGCUUCAACAGCUACCAGGGCGGCUUCAACCCCUUUGGCUCUGGACCGUUCAACUUCAAAUUCAACUACAACUGAGCCGACAGACGUCAGAGCUCUGUUCAGCAUGGCUGCAGCUCCUCAUGAUCUCACGAGCCUGUCAGGGAAGGAGCUCGCGAACAGCACACCGGCGUGUUCCAGGAGAUGUGAAGACAACUGUGACUUUUUGAGCACAAUAAAGAUGUAUUAUGGUUCAGUA